Messenger RNA from Lontra canadensis (Northern American river otter), 2660 nucleotides. It is a transcript of the gene HOXD3, whose product is annotated as homeobox D3. Lineage: Eukaryota; Metazoa; Chordata; Mammalia; Carnivora; Mustelidae. Bases 452 to 1744 code for a protein of 430 amino acids. Gene Ontology annotation, molecular function: RNA polymerase II cis-regulatory region sequence-specific DNA binding; DNA-binding transcription factor activity, RNA polymerase II-specific. The record is from RefSeq and is a predicted model, not a curated record. The transcript is spliced from 4 exons. Gene Ontology annotation, cellular component: nucleus. Gene Ontology annotation, biological process: regulation of transcription by RNA polymerase II.
GGGUGGACCGACGGGCGCGCAGCGCGGGCGAAGCCAGCUCGGGGACUACGAACUCGUUCCUCCUGCGUUUAUUGGUAGUUGAACCUCAGCCUGGUUCCGUUCUACCGGGAAUUCUGUGUGCUCGGGUAUAUGGCCGCGUCUACGAGCGCGCAAGACCAGGGUUGGGACAGUGUUGUCUGCAGACAAAGGGGGAAGGCUAGCUCUGCCCCCCACUGGCGCCCCCUCUGAGGCCGAGGACACCAGGUUUAUGAUAAAUUGGGAUCCAGUCCAUUUCACAGGGCUGACCCACAGAGUUCACUGGACGGAUUCUCACCCUGUCACCAGAAAGUGUACUAUCUGGGUCUUCAUGAAAGAUGCUGUGAUUUUGAAAUCAGGUCACCUGGAGCCUGGGGCUACCCCAGCCCUCUCAGGGUUCGGCAGACCUCUGAAGUGAAAGAGACAGUGGUGGUCAAUGUUAUUUGAGCUGGGUCAGCAGGCCCUGGAACUUCCUGAGUGCACGAUGCAGAAGGCUGCUUACUAUGAAAACCCAGGACUCUUCGGAGGCUAUGGCUACAGCAAGGACACCUAUGGCUAUGGCACCCCCCAUCAGCCUUACCCACCCCCUGCUGCUGCCAGCUCCCUGGACACUGAUUACCCAGGCUCAGCCUGUUCCAUCCAGAGUUCCGCACCUCUGAGAGCCCCAGCCCACAAAGGAACUGAACUCAAUGGCAGCUGUAUGAGGCCUGGCACUGGGAACAGCCAGGGUGGGGGUGGUGGUAGCCAGCCUCCUGGCCUGAACUCAGAGCAACAACCACCACAACCCCCUCCUCCACCACCAACCCUGCCCCCAUCCUCGCCCACCAAUCCUGGAGGAGGAGUGCCUGCCAAGAAGGCCAAGGGUGGGCCCAAUGCUUCUGGCUCCUCAGCCACCAUCAGCAAGCAGAUCUUCCCCUGGAUGAAAGAGUCCCGACAGAACUCCAAGCAGAAGAACAGCUGUGCCACUGCAGGAGAGAGCUGCGAGGAUAAGAGCCCGCCGGGCCCGGCGUCCAAGCGGGUGCGCACGGCAUACACCAGUGCACAGCUGGUGGAGCUGGAGAAGGAAUUCCACUUCAACCGCUACUUGUGCCGGCCGCGCCGCGUGGAGAUGGCCAACCUGCUGAACCUCACGGAGCGCCAGAUCAAGAUCUGGUUCCAGAACCGGCGCAUGAAGUACAAGAAGGACCAGAAGGCCAAGGGCAUCCUGCAUUCGCCGGCAGGUCAGUCCCCGGAGCGCAGCCCGCCGCUGGGCAGCGCCGCCGGCCACGUGGCCUACUCCGGCCAGCUCCCGCCCGUGCCCGGCCUGGCCUACGACGCGCCCUCGCCGCCCGCCUUCGCCAAAUCUCAGCCCAACAUGUACGGCCUGGCCGCCUACACGGCGCCGCUCAGCAGCUGCCUGCCACAGCAGAAGCGCUACGCGGCGCCCGAGUUCGAGCCCCACCCCAUGGCCAGCAACGGCGGCGGCUUCGCCAGCGCCAACCUGCAGGGCAGCCCGGUGUACGUGGGUGGCAACUUCGUCGACUCCAUGGCGCCCGCGUCCGGGCCCGUCUUCAACCUGGGCCACCUCUCGCACCCGUCUUCGGCCAGCGUGGACUACAGCUGCGCCGCGCAGAUUCCCGGCAACCAUCACCAUGGACCGUGCGACCCUCAUCCCACCUACACAGAUCUCUCGGCCCACCACUCGUCUCAGGGACGCCUGCCCGAGGCCCCCAAACUGACGCAUCUGUAGCGGCGGCCGCCGGCCAGAACUCGCGGCGCGAUUACCUCUUUUGCUUUGGUGGCGGGGGUGGCGGGCGGGGCCCGCGGGGCAGCUCGGUGACCCCCUCCCUCGCCCUGGCCCGGUCGCCGCCUCCCGGGUCUCGGGCCAACAGCGGCCGAGACGCAGGCGACUGGGCCUCCCCUCCAGGCGCGCCCUCCUUUGGGUGACUCGCCAUAAAUCAGCCGCACGGAUUCUCCACUGUAACCCUGACAGUGCCAUAUACUGCGGACCGAGGGACUCUAAUCUGGUAAUGGUGUCCCGAAGGUAAGUCUGAGAUCCAUCGGCGGCGCGCUCUGCAGAGGGACCAGCGCCCGGACAGCCCCGGGCCUGGCCCGAGUCUAGCUUAGUCGCGGAGACCUUAAUUUAUAUGCUCCUUCCCGUCCCGUAAGGAUUGCAACGGACUCAACGAUCUGUAUUUAUUAUUUGAAGCGAGUCAUUUCGUUUCCCUGAUUAUUUAUCCUCGUCUUAAUGUAUUUAUGUGUAUAUUUGUAGAAUUCUCCAGCCAAGCUUAGGAACGCGCUCCCAGGCUGCGGGGGCCACGUUUCACCUCUUUAGUCCCCUUGGUCUGAACUAGUUGAGAGAGUAGUUUUUGAACAGUUGUAACCGUGGCUGGUGUUUGUAGUUGAUGUAAAGGAUUAAGACCGCAAAUUGUCCUUCAUGGGUAGAGUCAGGCGGCCCCGCGGCGUGGCACCGCACCAGUUACUCAUUUCUGAACAGCCGCAGCCCUCACCACUCGACACAGUUUAUUGAUUUCAAAUUGUCUGGUACUAUUUGAACAAAUAUUUAGAAUAAAAAAAUUUCUCAGUCCGAAGUGUAUCUGUGUUAAUCACGCACACUUGGAAGUAGAUUACUCUGCCUUUUAUCUUUCGCACAAUCCCAGUAGAAG